Molecule: messenger RNA, 801 nt
Organism: Gamsiella multidivaricata
Lineage: Eukaryota; Fungi; Mortierellomycota; Mortierellomycetes; Mortierellales; Mortierellaceae
Product: ribosome biogenesis protein SLX9-domain-containing protein
Exons: 3
Coding region: 70-771 (233 amino acids)
Biological process (GO): maturation of SSU-rRNA from tricistronic rRNA transcript (SSU-rRNA, 5.8S rRNA, LSU-rRNA)
Cellular component (GO): nucleolus; preribosome, small subunit precursor; 90S preribosome
Source: RefSeq, a predicted model, not a curated record
GCGCUCAACACAUCGCACAGUAGCAACAAACAAAACAACAGACGGACAGACAGACAGACACAAGGAGCGAUGCCAAAGGUCAAAGCAAACAAGAGCCGUGUGCACCAUAAGGCCGUCGGGAACAAGGAUGCUCUCGCUGCCGUCACCACCGCCGCCUCAGCCGUGGCUUCGAAACCAGUCGUCGCAGCAGGUUCCGAGUCGAUGCAACAGAUGAAGGACCAGUUCGGACUUGAGUUCGAGGAGGAUAGGAUCGAUAAGAAGGAUAAACGAAAGCUCAGGCACGACAAAUGGAUCUCCAAACUGGAAGCGACGUAUAAUCCUCAGAAGAAGAAAAAGAAAUCCGCCCAACAAAGCCAGACCCUCUCUGUGGAUUUCGGAUCCUUCCAUGAUGUCCUCUCCACCAUAGAUCCGAUCCAAUCCCAAGCAGGAACUACAGCACUAUCAUCAUCAGCAGCAGCAGCAGCUUUGGCUUCGUCAAAGUCAGGAUCGAAAUUCAAGAAUUCAGGAAAAGCAGCACCAGUACCGGUAUCGGCAGCGAACCCAUCGUUCACUAUCAAUGCGGAUUCCUCAAAGCCCUUGCAGUCCAAGAAGGCCAAGAAGAAGGCUGCAAUGCAAGAGAUCCUGAGGUUCCAGAACGUGUUGGCCCACCCAGCAUUCAAGAGUAACCCCAUGUUGACGAUCCAGCAACACGUCAAGAAUACCAUGGAGAUGGCACCCCCAGAACCGACCGCCAUAACAACAGGAGGAGGACCUGAACUUAUGGAGGAUUAAUUAAGAUAGAUGGAGAGACAUGACAUUUUU